Messenger RNA from Tauraco erythrolophus (red-crested turaco), 402 nucleotides. The record is from RefSeq and is a predicted model, not a curated record. Lineage: Eukaryota; Metazoa; Chordata; Aves; Musophagiformes; Musophagidae.
ACCAAGAUGUUACAGGUACCGCUGCCCCUGGAUCGGGAUGGGAUCCUCUUCCGGCUCCGUUUUACCACGCUGGCCGUUGGGACUGUGCUCUGCCCGCUCUUCGGUUUCCUUUUCUGUGUGAUCUGGUCUCUGCUGUUCCAUUUCCAGCAGACGACGGCGACCCACUGCGGGGGAAGGGGCUCUCAUCGCUCCCACCCGCGCUACCCGUGCCUGUGCCACUUCAACCUGCUGCUCAACCUCCUCGAGAACUUCGCCCUCCUCGUCCUGACGUACGUGUCCUCAUCAGAAAACUAUGCAAUCCACGAAAAUGCCUUCAUCGUCUUCAUCGCGUCGGCGCUGGGCCACAUGCUGCUGACGUGCGUGCUCUGGAGGCUGACUGGGAAGCACACAGUAAGUCCCGAG